Messenger RNA from Saccostrea cuccullata (small rock oyster), 1652 nucleotides. RefSeq lists its product as uncharacterized. Lineage: Eukaryota; Metazoa; Mollusca; Bivalvia; Ostreida; Ostreidae. The transcript is spliced from 2 exons. The record is from RefSeq and is a predicted model, not a curated record. The annotation marks the transcript as partial.
AAGAAGGUAACCAGGGAAAGUAAAACUGCAUUCUACGAUACACUAGAGAGAUCCUUGCCUUGUGAACAUACAUUGAGUGAUCACAUUUCACCCGCACGUUACUACGAGAUUGAAUGUCCACUAGGAAAACUGACUGAGCACCAGGAAGAAGCAAUAGAACAAGUCAGAAAUUGUAUUGUUCAUACGGCAAAAAGUCUUCCACAUUGGGAUGAAAAAAUUCCACAUAUAUGGUCUAUGUUUGAGCAAUUUAUUCGAGAACACAAAAUACAGAAAAUUUUACACAGAAAAAGCCUAAAAACAGAGCAAGAGUUUAGGUCUCUGGGCGAAAAUGACCUUGAUGAUAUGCUCAGAUACUUUUCGGAGGUAGGCCAGAUAAUCUAUUUCUCGGAAGAAGGUUUGAGACACAGCAUUAUACUGGACGUUGGUUGGUUUGUAGACGCUUUUAAAAAUAUCAUAACAGACCCUACUCACGCUCGCUCAGCGUGCAGUAGGGUUAAAGAGUGGGACAUUUUUAUGAAGAAUGGAAUGAUUUCAGAUUCAACACUGGUCAAGGUAUGGAGGGAAAACAAAAAGGAAUCGUAUGUUCUUCAGAAGGAUCAUAUUAUACCAUACAUGGAGAAACUUGGCAUUCUUGCAAAAAUGAAAACCCAAGAAAUUGAGGUGAAAGACGCGGAAUUGUUAGAGAAUAAACAAGAGUCCUUGUACUACAUCCCAAGUAUCAAUAAGACUGAUUUCACAACAAAAGGCUUUAAUUUCUUCAACAACGGAUAUAAAACUCCGAUUUUGGUUUUUUCUUUCAAAACGUAUAUUCCACAUUUCUUUUUCUUUAGACUUGUUGCAAUAUGUUUUUCGAAGUGGGAGUUAUUACGGAAGGACCGUCUCUGUAAAAACGUUGCCUUUUACAAGGAAAAGGGGGGUGAUAUUAACAUUGCUAUUGCUGUUAAUAAAACGUCCAUUCAAUUGCAAGCAUUUACUCCAGAUGAUAAAAUCAAUCUAAAAAGCUCAGAUACCAAGAAUAUCAGAAUUCAAAUUGAACGUUUGCUUCGGGAGGUUACUACUACUUUCCAUCACCAAGUCAUCUAUGAGGUUGGGUAUCCGUGUAGAGACAUAAAUAUCACCGAAGAAGAUGAGCAUUGCUUUUUAUCAGAAAGAACAGUCGCCGAGCUAAAAACGAAUGAACGAGUUUGCCCGAAUUUUAUAAAGGAGGAUCAUGAAAAGCAUCAGAUUGUUCGUGACGACCUGCUGCAUUACUGGUACACGGGAUUUGAUAGCAGAGCCCAUUCUUCUUGGUGGUUGGACUAAAAGAAAUUGAUUGUAAAACGAAACAGUUUAAAUGUACAAAGCGAGCUCUACUUUCUCUUAUCAUUUCUGUUUCACGCUGGUGGUCUAUAUAAAUACGUAUUGAUAGAAAAAUUAAUAUGUAUUGAAUUAAUUCUGCAUUCAUCUGUUGAGGUUGACUAAAAAAAAAUAACAGAAUUAGACUCGGCCAUUCAGUGAAUUGAAAAUCUACUGAAAGAUCACAUGUAGUGGAAAACAGAUCUUUAUCAUUUAAGCAUUAAUAUGAUUACUUUAUUGAAUGCAAGUAUUAAUAUUAACCCCGUAUAAAAAAAAAACAUAUAUAUAUAUGAAUAUGUUUUAAACAUUAUAUGUAC